CCUCUCCUCGUCGCCCCGACGCUCGCCAUGUCUACCAUCUUCGUCCGCUCCGUCCUCGGUCAGUCGCGUCGCAGCGUCUUCGCCGCCCCGGCCAGGCUCGCCUCGACUUCUGCAAAACAGUCUACUCUCAAGGAAAGGCUCGCUGAUCUUAUUCCCGCCGAGAUCGAGAACGUCAAAGCCACGCGGGCUGCACAUGGAAAGAAGUCAUUCGGCCCUGUUAUCGUGGACCAGCUCUAUGGGGGCAUGCGAGGGCUUCCGGCUCUGAUUUGGGACGGAUCCGUCCUCGACGCAGAUGAGGGCAUCCGAUUCCGUGGCAAAACCAUUCCGGAAUGCCAGGAGCUCCUUCCCAAGGCGCCCGGCGGGUCCGAACCUCUUCCGGAAGCCCUUUUCUGGUUGCUCGUUACGGGAGAGGUUCCGACUCAGGAGCAAGUUGCCACUCUCUCUAAGGAGUGGGCAGCGCGCUCUGCCAUUCCCGAGUUCGUUGAGGAGAUCCUUGACCGAUGUCCUCCCACCCUCCACCCCAUGAGCCAGUUCAGUCUGGCUGUCACCGCUCUCAAUCACGACUCCGCCUUCGCGAAGGCAUAUGCCGCGGGAAUAUCCAAAAAGGAGUACUGGGGCCCUGUGUUCGAGGACUGCAUGGACCUCAUUGCUAAGCUCCCGAACAUCGCUGGUCGUAUCUAUCGAAAUGUGUAUGGUGGAGGCAAGCUCCCCGCGAUCGACGCUGAGAAGGAUUAUUCAUGGAACUUGGCGACCUUGCUCGGUUUCGGUGACAAUAAGGAGUUUGUUGAACUCAUGAGGCUCUACGUUACCAUUCACAGUGACCACGAAGGUGGUAAUGUUUCUGCUCACACCGGCAAGCUAGUGGCCUCCGCUCUCUCAGAUCCCUUCCUCGCUUUUGGUGCCUCCCUGAACGGUCUUGCCGGCCCUCUUCACGGUCUGGCGAAUCAGGAGGUGUUGGUCUGGCUUCGCAAGAUGCAGUCCAAGCUGGGCGAGAACGCGAGCGAUGAGGCCGUCAAGGAAUAUGUCUGGUCGACGCUCAAAGCCGGCCAGGUCGUCCCCGGCUAUGGCCACGCCGUCCUCAGAAAGACCGACCCCCGUUACAUGGCUCAACGCGAAUUCGCGCUCAAGCACCUCCCUGACGACCCCAUGUUCAAGCUGGUUGCCCAGGUCUUCAAGAUUGUCCCUGACAUUCUGCUUGCAGCUGGCAAGGCCAAGAACCCUUGGCCGAAUGUGGAUGCCCACUCUGGUGUCCUCUUGGCCCACUACGGCCUCACUGAGAUGCAGUUCUACACCGUCCUCUUCGGUGUCUCCCGUGCCUUCGGUGUAUCUGCGCAGCUCAUAUGGGAUCGUGCGCUUGGUGCUCCCAUCGAGCGCCCCAAGUCGUACUCGACUGCCGCCAUCCAGAAGAUGUUCGCGAACAAGCAAUAAAGCUCGUUCGGCUGGUGGGAGCCUUGGUCGGCAUCGCAUUGUGAGCGGUGAAGAAAACACAACAGAAAAUUACCCGUAACUCCCGACGGCUUGCUAGAAAUACGCUACAUAGUUGUUGUUUUGUGUACCCUUGUAGUAGUAGUCUUACGUAAUGCGUGGUGGCAAUCUGGUAGGGCUUCCUUUUGCAAACCACGUC
Molecule: messenger RNA, 1624 nt
Organism: Laetiporus sulphureus 93-53
Lineage: Eukaryota; Fungi; Basidiomycota; Agaricomycetes; Polyporales; Laetiporaceae
Product: citrate synthase
Exons: 10
Coding region: 28-1428 (466 amino acids)
Biological process (GO): carbohydrate metabolic process; tricarboxylic acid cycle; citrate metabolic process
Cellular component (GO): mitochondrial matrix
Source: RefSeq, a predicted model, not a curated record